CCACCAAGGUCAGAGCUGGGCUGAGCAGCUGCGUUCUCUUAGACUGUAGAAACAGGACAAUUUCCCCAGAACCCUCCAGCUCAGCAUCAUAUUUGGAUAGUCUGCUGUGCUUCCUGUACACCCGUGUAUUCUCACUGAGCAUCUUGAAAGCAUUUUGGCCAGCAUCACAGAUGCUGCAGUUCCAGCUUGUUGUGGUGCAUUUGGCCCUUGUGAUUACCCUGCUGCGGUGGCACUCUAGUUCAGUGCUCCUCGCAGAGGCAGUGCCAGAGCCUUUGGAGCCUUCUGCUGCUCUGGGCAUGGGAGCAAAUCCCACUGCCAGUGAAGAGAAGUCAGCCACCAACCUGGCAGCCAAACUGUUCCUUCUUGAUGAGCUGGUGUCUUUGGAGAAUGACGUGACCGAGACCAAAAAGAAAAGAAGCUUCCCGGGAUUUGGCUCCCCAAUCGACAGGAUUUCUUCAACCUCUGUGGAUGCUAAAGCCAAACAGAGGAAAGCGGUUGAGCUGCCUAAGAGAAGGUUUGGAGUUCCUCUUGACCGAAUUGGAGUGAGCCGUCUCAGCAACACCAAGGGUUAGCAGUUCCUGCAAAGUGCUUCUGUUCUGAAUGAUUGAUGCUGUAUUGGAAACAUUUCAGGAAUACAGAAGAUGCAUCACAGCAUGUCUUGUCAUUGACUAAUGAUUCAACAUGCAAGGAAUUGACGUCCUGCAAAAUCUGUUUCACGUUGCAUUUUACAAAUGUUGCAUUUACAAGUAAUAACAAAUUCAAUUUAUCAGGUCAGAAUGCUCUCACAGUUGUGCACAGUGCCACUGAUAGGAGGGAACAGAAAAUAUGUAUAUAGUUUAAUUGCAUGGCAUUUAUUUCUUAAACCUGCAGAAGUUCAUAAUCCUAGCAAGGACUGUUAGAUUUUUUUGGAUUGAAAAUAAAACUUCCAGAGAUGCCAACAGCAGUCCAUGAAAAGCAGACAGUUUGCUUUGCACGUUUCUUUCAAGAAGGUUUUUGUUUGGUAGCUGAAGGGAGGAUUUAACAGCUACAGGACAAACCUAGAAUGUAUUUGAACUGCUGUUUGGGAGAAGAUGUCUACUGACUUCACUAGGAGUUAGUCUGAAUAAGAACUAUGACAAUACCUUAAUAUUUGUCCUGAAGUUUUUAGCAGUCUUUCUCUUAUCUCUUCACCAUAUUUAGACAUGUUUUCAUCAUAUGGCAGAUCCUGGAAUGUGGUAAGACUUCUAGUUUCCUCCUCUAAACUGACGAAUACAUUUCACUCCUCCCUAUGCAUAACAUAGGAUAGCAUCCAAAUAUGAAGUCAUCUGCUUCCUAAGCCAUCUGCAUCAUAUGCCUUAUUUUAGACUCUUGAUGAGUGCAUGGGGCAUAACCAGACAUCCAACUCUUAAAGUUCAAGAAUUUCUCACUCUGGUAAAAUGUAAACGUGUCCUCUCUACUUAAUUUCAGAGUAAAACAGGUUAUCUUAAAUCCUGUUUCAUGCUUUUCACUUCUUUCCAGAUAAUAAAAUAUAGCUGAAAAGAGCUGUUUGCUGACAUCUCAAUGCUCAGAUUCCUAGCUGACGUUUUCUAAAUGUCACGUGUUCCAUCUUGGACUCUGAUCCAUGUCAGCUAAAUUCCUUGGAUUGCUAUUCUUGGGUAUAAAUCAACCUGAGAAUUACCAAAGAAGAUACAUUGAGAAAGGGAUUAUGCAGGACUAAAAAAAAAGAAAGAAAAAAGAUUCUUGCCAAGCACCCUCUGUUGGGCAGAGGGUAAUGUUGGAGAGAGGAAAUAAGAGUUAAUUUCCCGAUCUUAUGUGAAGCACAAAGCACCUGGCCAUCAGCUAGCAAAAUGAAGAAAAAUACAGUCAGCUUUUCAGUCAGCUGCAGGAAAAGAGAAGUCAAUGAGUCUUUGAAAUUACAGCUGCUCUGAGGAUUAUGACUUUGGAACAAUUGCCCCAGGUCAGGCCAUGGUGGGAGAUGAGGCUCCCACUCAGAAGGGCAGGUAGCAUCCAAUACACGUCUGAAUGUAUGUGCUCAGCCAUAGCAGGGGCCUUUCCCAUUUUCCCUCUUGCUUACAGCCCUACCCUGAGACCACGACUGGACCAGCCAGAGAAACUUUGCAAGAAACUUUGCUUUUCUUGACAUCUUUGAUAUAGACUAAUGCUUCUGAGAACAGCUGCACAAACCAGUGAAUCCCAUUAAGAGGUGCCCCCAUCUCUCCCAUCAAGCAGAGCACACUCUGGUUGAAUUAGGUGAUAAUUUCUACUUCAGUGGGUAAGUUAUCAGUGCUUGUGUGUGAGGUGAUGAAGCACUGCAGAUGCUUUCCAGACAAAGAUCUUGAAAGUCAUAGAAAGAAAGAAGAGCUGUAAGUCCAUGGUCUUCUUUGUUUUUUACUCUCUGCUUUCACCUUGGUCCUACUGCUCAUUUUCUGCCUUUACACUUGCAGGUGAAGGCUCUGAGAGCUGGAUUGAGUGGGUUUGUGUAGACUGGCUGACCAGAGACAGGAUUUUCUGUCCAUGCUAGAAGCAAAUCUGCAACUGCAGACAAGCCCAGACUCUGUCCUCUGCAGUGCACUGCCACCAUCUAUCCUGAGCCCGCCCUGUGGUUUAGGGAACAGUUAUCUUAUUGAGCUGAGCUCAUCCAGACAGUCUGAAGAUAAUCUGCUUGCAAGGCAGCCAUAUGUAUGGGGCAAGGGCAGAUUAGGGAAGUGAUGUACUCCUGGCCACUCAUACAGCUGUCCAUCAAAAGCAGCACGGACAGAUUCAUUGUCUGAUGUAUUUUGAGAGACUCAGACCAGAAGAAUCCAAUGCUAACACAGCAGCCUUUCAAAAACACUGCUGGAUCAUAAAAGUAUUGGAACAGUUGGCAGGUAUUAGCCUGGGCUUCCAAAUGAAGAUGGAAGGCUUUAGAGCCUGUAGUUGUGUGCAGAAAUGCCCUCCAUGUGAAGGGUGAUGUGAAAUUAAAGCAGGACAGAGGUGUCUGUGGUGGUAUUGCUUGAAACUGGGAGCUGGAAACCUCAAUCUUGCUCUUGGCUCCCACCUCACUGCAUAGAUUACUUGGGAGAAAGUAGCAUCCUUUCUGCUCCUCUACUCCAUCCACCGCAGAGCACACUGAGACCUCCUGUGGCUCAAAAAGCUCUCUUUAAAAUCCAUAAAUUGGCAGGUGCUCCUUAAAAGAUGAUGAUGUCUGAAAGGCUGAAACCCACAAUUUAUUUUCAUAGAUGAUAUUGGAUAGCUUCAGUCAGCAUGCAUAGCAUGAAAGUCAACAAAUGUGAAAUGAGGAUAUACUACAGCAUCCGUUGCAUGCUAGCUUUGCCCUGUGCUGCCUAUUUGCAAAUCUAUUUGGAUGCCCAUGAGGAUUUUCUACUAAUAAAUCAACAUGGUCUACUAGAAUGUG
Molecule: messenger RNA, 3373 nt
Organism: Calidris pugnax (ruff)
Lineage: Eukaryota; Metazoa; Chordata; Aves; Charadriiformes; Scolopacidae
Gene: OSTN
Product: osteocrin
Exons: 5
Coding region: 171-572 (133 amino acids)
Biological process (GO): hormone-mediated signaling pathway
Molecular function (GO): signaling receptor binding
Source: RefSeq, a predicted model, not a curated record